AUGAAGUUGAAUCAGGCUUUGCAAAGUUCCCGUCGAUUUGCGUCGACGCUGGCCGGUCACGUCAAGAUCACCAAGUCUGAUCUGCCGGCCUCAACAUUCUUCUGCUCGAGCCAUGCCGGCGAGUACGUCUCGAAGUCAGGGGAGUGCACAAGGACGUUCAAUGAGGUCUUUGAUACCCGGUUGUUAAGGGCUUCUCCCGGCUUGGAUCCUCAACCCAGCGUGUUCUUCGAGCAAUCCCUCUCGUCCAAUCAGCGUCGACUUGGUCAGCCUGACGAACGUGAGGUGACUCUCGGAAAGACCAUUCGUACGCUCAGGCAGCAUCUCCCACACAUCCUCGAAACUCCCCUUCCAGCCAAGAUCCUCUCUCCAUCAGUCAAGCUACACCUCUUUCCCUCGACACACCCCAACAUCCCCAGAGUUUCUGGCCGAGUCCCAUACCUAGCAGCACUGCGUCUCGCAUGUUGGACUGUUCCGGUCAUCUUGAAGCGUCAACCCCCGACAAACCACGUCCGUCUCGAAAUCCUUUCCGAAAGGAUGAUCACGGUGAACGGUCGUGAACGUCUCAUGGUCCGCUGGCAAACCGCCCUUGACCAUCCGCAUUCGGACGAGGGGUGUAUGGCCGGCUGGUUCUGGUUCGAGUUUGAUGAGUUUGGGAAGUUGAGUUCGCAUGUGGUCGAGGACGUUGAAUAUCCUACGGAGAGGCAGCAGAAACCGUCUGUUGUGACGAGUAUUUGGGAGAUGUUUGGAAGUGGAUCCAGGAAAGAGGAGCAACUGGCAUGGUACUGUGUGCCGUUGCGCAGGAAGAGGCGUGAAGAGGCGGGGCUAAUGAACGAUCGCUUGUGA
Messenger RNA from Saitoella complicata NRRL Y-17804, 843 nucleotides. RefSeq lists its product as uncharacterized. The record is from RefSeq and is a predicted model, not a curated record. Lineage: Eukaryota; Fungi; Ascomycota; Saitoellomycetes; Saitoellales; Saitoellaceae. The transcript has 2 exons. Bases 1 to 843 code for a protein of 280 amino acids.